UGGGAAUUCAAUAACUUCGAUCUUCUUCUUCAUCUCUCUCUUCAACCUGAGGAGGUGUUCGGAGCACCUCUUCGGAUCUCAAUUUCGAGUCUGCCCUCCUCCUUCUGUUGCGAUCAGAUUCAAUGGCGUCCGAGAUCUUCAACGACAAGAAUGCUGUGUUCAAGAAGCUGAAGGCCAAGUCGGAGAACAAGAUGUGCUUCGAUUGUAAUGCAAAGAACCCAACUUGGGCUUCGGUUACGUAUGGUAUCUUCCUCUGCAUUGAUUGCUCAGCCGUUCAUCGGAGUCUGGGAGUUCAUAUCAGCUUUGUUAGAUCUACGAACUUAGAUUCAUGGACCCCAGAACAGCUGAGAACAAUGACCUUUGGGGGAAACAAUCGUGCACAGGUUUUCUUUAAACAGCAUGGAUGGACAGAUGGAGGCAAAAUUGAGGCCAAAUAUACAUCACGAGCUGCCGAGCUAUAUAGGCAGAUACUUUCCAAAGAAGUAGCAAAAAGUAUGGCAGAAGACGCAGGUCUUCCAUCAUCGCCUGUUGCGUCUCAGUCGGGACAAGCAUCUAAUGGGCUUCCUGAUGUUAAGACCAGUGAGGUGAUAAAAGAAAAGCCCAUAGCAAAGCAAGAAACACCGGAAGUUUCUGCUUCCCCGAAAGCCCCCCAUGUAUUUGUUACCAGUACCAUUAAGAAGCCCCUUGGUGCUAAGAAAAUUGUGAAAACUGGGGGACUUGGUGCUCGCAAACUUACUACAAAGCCAAAUGAAAGUCUGUAUGAUCAGAAACCUGAAGAACCAGUUAUCCCAGUUGUUUCCUCAACCAAGAGCACUGCACCAGCUGUCACACCCCUGGCUUCUCGAUUCGAGUAUGUAGAAGCUCUUCAAUCUACUGAUAGUGGCCAUCAGGUACCUGGCCAUGUUACUGCACCCAAGUCAUCAAAUUUCUUUGCGGAUUUCGGAAUGGACAGCAGUUAUCCCAAGAGAACUAGUUCAAACUCCUCAAAAGUGCAAAUUCAGGAAACUGACGAGGCAAGGAAAAAAUUUACAAAUGCAAAAUCUAUAUCUUCUGCGCAAUAUUUUGGUGAUCAGAGCAAAUCUGCUGAUGUUGAAGCUCAAGCCUCCUUGCAGAAGUUCUCUGGUUCUGCGGCCAUCUCCAGUGCUGACCUCUUCGGUGACAGAGGAGAUAUCCCUAUUGAUCUAACUGCGAGUGACCUUAUUAACCGUUUAUCUUUUCAGGCGCAGCAGGAUAUCUCCUCUUUAAAAAAUAUUGCAGGAGAGACAGGGAAGAAGCUUAGCUCCUUGGCAUCCAAUUUAAUGACGGAUCUUCAGGACAGAAUCCUCUAAUUUUGAUACGCUCUGGGUUCCUUUGUUCAUGUAUCAAUCCUUUAUCUAUAUGUAGUGAUUGUAAAGAAGAGUUCAUUAAAUUCCUUAAAAACAGAUAAGACUCGUGAAAAUUCUCGAGGCUUAAUAGUGGCUUAUGUUGUAGCACAGAUAUGGGUUUGAGAUCUGAUUUCUAAUCAGUUUGCAAAACCAAACAUAAGUUUUCUGCUUUUUUGUUGAACGAGGGAUGCAACUCUUUUUAAACUUCAAAUUAUCAUUUGUUUUUCCGUAAUAA
This is a messenger RNA of Argentina anserina (silverweed cinquefoil), 1599 nucleotides long. Its product is annotated as probable ADP-ribosylation factor GTPase-activating protein AGD8. The record is from RefSeq and is a predicted model, not a curated record. Gene Ontology annotation, biological process: COPI coating of Golgi vesicle. The transcript is spliced from 7 exons. Lineage: Eukaryota; Viridiplantae; Streptophyta; Magnoliopsida; Rosales; Rosaceae. Bases 123 to 1328 code for a protein of 401 amino acids. Gene Ontology annotation, molecular function: GTPase activator activity.